UCUGUUUCCUAAUUGGGCUAAGCUCCCCAAAAUUCUGUUUCCUAAUUAUGCACAGAUUUCGUAUAUGUAUAUGCAUAAGUUUCGCCGGCAGGAUCCACAUAAAGAUUUGAUUUUUGUUUCAAUCCCUACCCUUUUUCCCUAAUUUUUCGAUCCUUUUUUGAUUCCCUAUUUUUUCACACACAAAACACACACUUUACGGUUUUAGGGCGAGCUGAUUUUGCACAACGAUGGUUCAUACUCACUUCGUUUGGUCUCAGGGAGGCAAUCAAGUGUUCUUAUGUGGUGAUUUCACUGGGUGGAUCAAGUAUCAGCAGAUGGUUACUGUUGAAGGUUCGUCUACGACUUUUAUGACGAUUUGCGAUCUAGCUCCAGGUYUACACAAGUUCAAAUUCUUGGUUGAUGGUGUGUGGAGGGUCAAUGAUCGACAGCCGAUUGCUGAAGAUGAGUACGGUGUUAGUAAUGUUAUUCUUGUGGAACAACCGGUUAUUAUGCCUCAAACAUUGCUCGUUGAAGAUGGUUUGCCGGUUAUGGAGAUUGAUGGUUAUGAUGAUAGAAAUCAUGCUGAUGGUGCUUCAACAUCAGGUAGUGUUCCUAAUGAACCACAACUGGUGUUAACCGAUGAUGACAUAGGGACUACCCAUCGUCGCUUGUUUAAGCAUCUAUCUUCUUACAAAGCAUUUGAGUUGAUUCCCGAUUCAGGAAAGGUCUUCGCAUUGGAUGCUAAUAUGACUGUAGAAGAGGCUUUUCUUGUUAUGCAUGAAGAGGGACUUGCUGUUGCCCCCCUUUGGGAUGCAGCCAAUCUACAGAUUUCGGGGAUGUUAACGGCAUCCGAUUUCAUCAUGAUCCUAAUGGAGCUCCAGAGGAAUCGCACAAUGGCCACUAACAACAUACACCAAUUGUCUACAAUAUCGGCAUGGAAAGAAGGAAAGCUUCAACUCCAAAGAAGACCUUUAAUCCAAGUUGAUCCCGAUGAGUCCCUCAAUAACGUCGUGGUUAGGAUCUUGCAAAAUCACAUAUCCGCGAUUCCCGUCCUGUAUGUKGCUCAAGGUUCGACUUGCCCACAAUUGCUUCACGUUGCAUGCCUUGGCGGACUCUUACAACAUAUACGCAAACAUUUUGAACACCGAACCGCAUAUCUGCCUCUUCUACAACAAUCAAUUGGUGGUCUUCCCCUUGGUACUUGGAUUAGAGARAUUGGGGGUGCACGAGAGUUAAAAACAUGUCCCCCGAAUUAUCUUCUUAGCGAUGCUUAUAGAUUGUUACUAGAUGAACAUAUAAGCUCGGUGCCMAUCGUGGAUGAUAAGGGGACCCUUCUUAAUCUUUUCUCCCGAAGUGAUGUCAUAUCGUUAGCAAAGGGUAAUGCAUAUGUUYGUGUUCAACUUGAUCAGACAACAAUAUCUCAAGCACUGCAGCUUGUAGAUACAGACGCUAAUGGUCGGUACGGCAUAUGCACACGCUCGGAUUCUUUAUUUCGAGUCAUCAGUCUUUUUUCAGAUCAAGGGCUACGGCGGGUCUUGGUUGUCGAAGCGGGUACCCGAUAUGUAUUAGGUUUAAUUACACUAAGAGACAUAUUUAAUCUUAUAUUUAGGGAUUUUUCUUAAAUUUCCAAUUUGAAUAGGAAAUUGAUGUGUAGAGAAAUAUGGGAUGAUGCAAAUGCAGAGUAUAAAAUUUGAUCCCAUAUGAUUAUUUAUUGCAAAUGUAGUUGUAUUGUUCAAUGAAUGGUUGAUUGAAUUCAUGAAACAAA
This is a messenger RNA of Cynara cardunculus var. scolymus (artichoke), 1744 nucleotides long. RefSeq names its product sucrose nonfermenting 4-like protein. The transcript is spliced from 13 exons. The record is from RefSeq and is a predicted model, not a curated record. Lineage: Eukaryota; Viridiplantae; Streptophyta; Magnoliopsida; Asterales; Asteraceae. The coding region runs from base 228 to 1601 and encodes 457 amino acids.